Drosophila rhopaloa is the source of this 783-nucleotide messenger RNA. RefSeq lists its product as uncharacterized. The record is from RefSeq and is a predicted model, not a curated record. The transcript is spliced from 2 exons. The coding region runs from base 106 to 543 and encodes 145 amino acids. NCBI's taxonomy places the organism in Eukaryota, Metazoa, Arthropoda, Insecta, Diptera, Drosophilidae.
GGCGCGAUCCCCUAGGCUAUUUAUUACACGGAAUUUCACAUUUUGCAUAAUCUUUGCUAAUUGUUUGCAAGUUUGUCAUUAACCACGCGUUCGUAAUUACGCAACAUGUCGGAGAAAGAAGAAGAAUCGAUCGAAUAUCUGAUGGAGAAGGGCAUUUUUCCAAGGCUACUGGAAAUAUUAAGGCAAAUGGUGGAAAUAGAUCCCAUGCCAGCGGAUCCACUAAUGUAUAUUUUGCACUUACUGGGCUGUCCGCUGAUUCCACAGGCUCAAAUGAAGGCCUUGGAGCGAAAAGUGUCUCGUGCCCACGAUGAGUUGCGCCAUUUGCGACGUUUAAUCAUCGAUUUGGAUGGCGAAGAUCAGCUCUACGACAGCGAAAGCGAUGUGGAGGAAUAUGUGGGCGAUGUGGAGGACACCAGUUCGUCCACCCACGAAAUUUCCCUGGUGGAAAGCGUUGAAUUCCAACAAGAUGACUCCUCACAACUGGAAUUAUUAGUUCAGUCCUCCAUAUCAUCAUCUAAGGAUUCGGAUUUCUCCAAUCAAUAGAUCCUGCAAUAUUAUAUCACAUGUUUCACACCAGCCAUUGAGCCUCUUUUUAUGUUAUGCAAACUUAUGCUUGGCAUCUGCAUGUGAGUUUGGUUGUAUCACUAUUACAUUUUGUUUAUUCAUUGCAUUGUGACAUCAUUCAUCGAUUUUUAUCCAAUAAUAAUAUAACUUUGUAACUUGUAGGGGAACUACCUCUAUUAUAAAUCCAUUAAAAAAUAUAGUUGAAGUAUAAGAAGCGUA